This is a messenger RNA of Trichomonas vaginalis G3, 834 nucleotides long. RefSeq names its product endonuclease protein. Gene Ontology annotation, molecular function: protein binding. The transcript has a single exon. The record is from RefSeq and is a predicted model, not a curated record. Lineage: Eukaryota; Parabasalia; Trichomonadida; Trichomonadidae. Bases 1 to 834 code for a protein of 277 amino acids.
AUGGAUCAUCGCUUCCCAAAGAACGGGAAUCGACAAGAUCCUAAUAAAGGUAGAGAGCGUGCAAUGUCACUGCCUGCUGCAUUGCAUUAUAAUCAAGAAAUAGCGCGUUUUUCUAAAUCUAAACAGUAUGAUUUGGCCUGUGCUUCAUAUGAGAGGAUGAUUGGUGCAGGAGUUCCACCCGAUGUUGUUACAUAUAACACAAUGAUUAAUGUUUACGUUAAAAGUCAAAAAUUAACAGAUGCUUUUAGAUUGUUCGAAGAAAUGAAAUUUCAUGGUAUUAAUCCAACGAUUAUCACAUAUACAAGUUUAAUAGAUGGAUGCGGAAAGUGUAACAAUUUCAGCCAUGCGAUGAUGUUGUAUGAAGACGUGAAAAGGAGCGGAAUAGAGCUCAAUAUGCACUUCUUUAAUGCAAUUCUUAAUGCAGGGUUGCUGAAUGGCAACUUGUAUAUCAUCGAUACCGUUCUUGCUGAUGUUGCUAAGUAUAAUCUUCAUCCAAAUACAGUUACAUUUAACACAUUACUAGCCGGAUUUGCUAGAUUCGACCAACUCCGCCUAAUGAAGGGUGUUGUUGAAAAAAUGAUCGCUCAAGGAGUUGAAUUUUCUUUAGUAACACAAACUACGCUAUUACAAGCAGCGCAACUCGUUAGAGAUCAAAACGACUUGCGUAUGUUCCUAGAUUUACUUGAUGCCGCCAAAUUUAAUCCAAGUAAAAAUCAAGCAUCUCAAGCUGUGAUGGAUUUAAUCAAUGCAAAGAGAUUCCUUGUUGCUCACAGUUUAUUCCUUAAUUUGUUAACAGAAAUGUUUCAAUCAAUGAUGAAGUUUUCGCUGCAUUAG